This is a messenger RNA of Anisakis simplex (herring worm), 249 nucleotides long. The record is from the annotation of a GenBank genome assembly. Lineage: Eukaryota; Metazoa; Nematoda; Chromadorea; Rhabditida; Anisakidae.
AUGCAAAAGCCAACGCAUAAAUGCGGCUGGUCAGAGACGAAAUCUCUGUUUGCCGAUAUCAGAGGAUGGUCGAAAUUUGAUGCUGUUUUCUUCGUUAGUUCAUUGACUGGUGAGGGUAUCGAUUCGUUGAGGGAACAUCUUUUCCGAAUUGGUGAAAAUAAGGCGCAUCGGUUCGAUGAAAAUACGAUAACAACAAAAAAGCCGCAAGCAAUUUGCGAGGAUGCGAUUAGGGCGGAGCUCCUUGAUAGU